Cimex lectularius (bed bug) is the source of this 3332-nucleotide messenger RNA. RefSeq names its product aminopeptidase N-like. Gene Ontology annotation, biological process: peptide catabolic process; proteolysis. The coding region runs from base 140 to 3007 and encodes 955 amino acids. The transcript has 17 exons. Gene Ontology annotation, molecular function: metalloaminopeptidase activity; peptide binding; zinc ion binding. NCBI's taxonomy places the organism in Eukaryota, Metazoa, Arthropoda, Insecta, Hemiptera, Cimicidae. Gene Ontology annotation, cellular component: cytoplasm. The record is from RefSeq and is a predicted model, not a curated record.
CCCAGUCUCUCCGCGCCUUGCAGCUCGAAAGGUCGCAUUCGUACCAGAUUGGACUGCUCUCAUACUUCCGACAGAUUAGAGUUCCCCCCAGACUCAUCUUUGUGGAUGUGGUUUGGAUUGGAAGGAUACAGAGGUGAGUAUGGAGGGUGGACUUACAAAACCGAGAGGGUUUCAUGUUUCCAAAACAUGCGCCCUAUUUCUUGCCUUCCUGAUGCUGGUACUGAUAGCAUCAGCGCUGCUCCUCAUGUACCUUCUAGCUCCAUGCCCGUGUGCCAGGAAUGAAAUUUUGCAUAAACGGCAUCAAAAGCCGUACCCGACGAACGUUCGACUGCCUAGGUCCGUUGUGCCGCAUCACUAUUCUAUCAAGCUGAUCCCGUUCCUUUACCCAGACAACUUCACGUUCACCGGCAGGGUAGUGAUUACGUGCAAUGUCACUAUGCCCACGUACAACAUAACUCUGCACUCCUCCGAACUCAAGAUCCACGAGACGAACCUGAGCCGUCUGACCAUGGAAGCGAUCAUGGACAGCGACCGUAACGAUGCUGAUUUGCUACUGCCAAUCAAAUCCACCGAAUUUGACAAAGAAAGAGAAUUUUACAUAAUUUAUCCUAAGGGCCUCCUGACCCCGGGCGGGUACAAGAUCAGCAUUAGCUUCACGGGUGUACUGAACGACGCGUUGCAAGGGUUUUACAGAAGUUCUUACACCGUCAACAACGUCACUAAGUGGAUUGCUGCUACUCAAUUUCAGUCGACAGAUGCAAGAAAGGCUUUCCCUUGCUUCGAUGAGCCUGCCCUGAAAGCUAAAUUUUCAAUACAAAUAGGUAGACUCAAAAAUAUGACUUCGAUAUCAAACAUGCCAAAAACAAAAAACACAGAACAAGUUUUGGAUAUGCCUGAUUAUGUAUGGGACCAAUAUAUUGAGUCUGUGCCUAUGUCCACUUACUUGGUAGCAUUCGUAGUGUCUGAUUUUGAACACCUCUCUCAAGGCACUUUUCAUGUUUGGGUGAGGCCAGAGGCGAUAGAUCAGGCACGAUACGCCCUGGAUAUCGGCCCAAAAAUCCUUCAAUAUUUUGAAAGUUACUUCCAGAUUCCUUACCCACUGCAAAAAAUGGACAUGAUCGCCCUCCCUGACUUUGCAGCAGGAGCGAUGGAGAAUUGGGGCCUUAUUACUUUCAGAGAGAAUACCAUGCUCUUCCAGUAUGGUGUUUCUACCAAUAGGGACAAGCAGAGAGUGGCAUCGGUUGUUUCUCACGAAUUGGCCCAUCAGUGGUUUGGGAAUUUGGUAACGCCCAGCUGGUGGUCUGAUAUUUGGCUGAACGAAGGGUUCGCCACAUAUGUUGAAUAUCUGGGUGUGGAUGUCGUCGAACCAGAAUGGAGGACCAUUGAUCAAUUUGUAGUAUCUGAUCUUCAAAAUGUUCUACAGCACGAUGCAUAUAAGUCCUCCCACCCUGUUUCAGCUUCAGUUUCACACCCUAAUGAAAUUGAUGAAAUUUUUGAUACUAUAUCUUAUGAAAAAGGAGCGUCCAUCAUUAGGAUGAUGAACCAUUUUCUUACAACCCCAGUGUUCAAACGUGGCCUUACAAAUUAUUUAAAUGGCAGAAAAUUCCAAAGUGCUACCCAAGAUGACCUCUGGCAAGCUUUAACAGAGCAAGCUCACUUAGACAAUGCCUUGGAGCCAGACAUCACCGUUAAAAAGAUCAUGGACACAUGGACAUUAAAAACUGGAUAUCCACUUAUCACAGUGACUAGAAAUUACAAAACUGGAUCUGCAUUGGUAUCACAGAAACGCUUUCAGUAUGGAAACAUGGAUAAAGCCCCAGGCAGUGACUGGUGGGUUCCGUUGAGUUACACGACACAGCCCAAAGUGGAAUAUGCCACUACAAAUCCGUUGUACUGGCUAAAGGCUGAAAAUAGUAUUGUCAUCGACAACUUGAAAGCAGAUCCAAAUCAUUGGGUCUUGUUCAACAUAAACCAAACAGGGUUUUAUAGGGUAAACUACGAUGAGAAAAACUGGGAAAUGAUCACUGCUCAAUUGAAAAAUCCCUCACGAUUUAAAAAAAUUGGCGAACUGAACAGAGCUCAGAUUCUCGACGACAGCCUUCACCUCGCAUACGCCGGUGUCAUUAACUAUUCUGUCGCGCUCAACAUCACAACUUAUCUAUCUGAGGAGACAUCUUAUUUGCCUUGGGCGUCUGCUUUCCCAGCGUUUAAUGACAUAAGAAAAAUGAUUGAUAAAAUGCCAAUCUAUGACAAAUUCAAAAAAUACCUACUACAUUUAAUUACUAAGUUGUAUGAUGAGACAAACUUUGAUGACAACUUGACAGACCCUCAAUUGGUGGUGUACAAAAGGGUUGAAGUCUUUCGAUGGGCCUGUAAACUGGGCAUAGAAAAAUGCCUGAGACAUUCAGUAACACAAUUUCACAAUUGGAGAAUAUCACCGGAUCCUACAAAACACAACCCUAUAUCACCUAAUAUGAAAGGGACAGUUUACUGCAAUGCAUUGAGAGAAGGAGGCCAAAUAGAAUGGGAUUUCGCAUGGGAAAUGUAUUUAAAGACGAACGUAAUUUCUGAAAAAGUCCUCCUCCUUUCAGCAUUGGGAUGCACAAGAGAGACAUGGCUCUUAAGCAGAUAUUUGCACUGGGCAGUAACCGAAGACUCUGGAAUAAGAAAACAAGACGGAGCGACGGUGUUCAGUACAGUUGCAAGUAACCAAAUUGGACAAUCACUCGCAUUUGCAUUCGUAAGGGAUAAUUGGAAGAAAAUAAAACAAUUCUUUGGACCAACGGCGUUUACUCUUGACGCCAUCAUACGAUCUACAACAAGUCAUAUGAAUACUGAAUACGAUCUGAAAAUGCUUAAAGAAUUUGCAGAGGUGAACUACAACGACCUCAUAGAACAGUCCAAAGCAAUCGAACAAUCCAUAGAGAUAGUGGAAAACAAAAUCAAUUGGAUGAAGAACAACUACGGCCAAGUGGAAAAGUGGUUGAACGAGUUCAGUUCAGUCUGAAACUCUUUCUUUUAGAAAAUAUUUUGGAAAACAACUUACAUUCCUUUUCGUUUAUUUUUUUGUAAAAACCAAAAGCUUAAUUUUAAGGCUACAUUUGACCAAUUCACAUAUUACGAAUUAAAUUAAAAUGCCUGAUUAUUCAUAGGGUACACUCUGCCAGUAUUGAAGUUCACCGAUCGCUGGCGUCGAAUUUUUUGUGUGUAAAAACCAAUACAAGAGAUGUAUAUAAGUAAAAUUUAUACUUUUUGUACAAAUGUUUUCAUCAAUUUUAGGCUACCAAAAAGUAUUUUCGAAAUGUUAAAUAAAUUAGUUUAAAAAAAAUCAA